GUUUGCGUAUGCACUUCAUAGUCACUGGUAAAUUAAAGCAAAUUAGCGAUAACUUUCACGGUUAACCCAAAAACUGGUCCGCGGUAUCCACGUUAAUCGUUCAUGUGAACGGUAGGUUAACGCAUCUGUUUAAAAUAAAUUGGUUUUAUCCACUUCAAAGUGAUACUUCAAAACAUCGUACCGUCUGUUCAACGCAAUUUGUUACAAUCAUUUGCCAUGUGCUAUAGUUGCUACAGUUUGAAGGUGAGUUGCCUACCGAAAAAUGAUUCCGUUUGGCAGCAAAUGGGUAGUCGAUAGCUGGUGUACGAUCAAACUAUUCCAGUUGUGGGAAGCACUCUACUGUUCACGGUCGGCGUUACGGUGGCGUUGGCCUAUCAGUUGCCGAGUGUUUCCCUUGUAGAAAUAUCGAAAAUGCUGCGAGAGCAAUAUGAAUUAGACAAUCGACGAAAAGAUGCAGAUGCCAAUGCCACCGUUCUGGUUGAUAAAAAUGGAAGCAAAUACGAGAAAAAUAAUAAGCAUUCGUAUUACUACAGUAAUCCCUACAGUAAUGGCUUAUCUCAGAAUAAAACGGGGGCAAAGAACAUUUUCAGUUAUUACAACGGAUUGCAGCAGCAGCCCACUCAAACGAGCUACAACAAUCGAAUGAGUUACUACACGAACGGAAAUAGUAACGGCUAUGGUGCCUAUGACCAACUCUACACUAACAAGCUGCAACAAACUCAAGCACCGACUUUCUCGUUGAAUGGUUUGCCCCCUAACUUUAUAUCACCAUACAACUACAGUAGGAAUGAUUGGAAUAGUGUUGUCGGCCGAUACUUCCUGGAUUGGCUCCAAAAACACCCACCAAAUUAUCAUCUGUCCAAUAGACGGCUUUACCCAGUGUUCGGCAAACGUAGCAUCGAGGAGCAUACGCACCCCGAGGAUAAGUUUUUCCUGACUCAUCAUCGCACGACCCGUCAUGAAUUGUACAUGCAAAUUGAAAAGUUUCUCGAUGCGAAAGGCAAACACGGCCACCAUUGCGUACUGCGAGCUUUGUGCGAAAGUGGACAGAAAAGGAAUGCAAAUGAGCCAGACUCGUUUCUGAAAGAGAUUCUGAAGGCUGUAUUUAGCUUACCGACGACGCAUGAAACGCCAUCCUAUCACAAGCACCGAAUGUACGACGAAGCCCAUAGCCAUGAGGGAGACUGUGCAGAGAGGUUUACAUUUUGCCAGGAUAGUAUAUGGUCCGAGAAUUUUAUUUUCUGAAUCGAAUAUCAGAACAGCUCCAAUGCCAAAUAUUUUGUAACAUUUUUUUUUUGAAUAAAAAGUUUUGUCCUAAA
Armigeres subalbatus is the source of this 1319-nucleotide messenger RNA. RefSeq lists its product as uncharacterized. NCBI's taxonomy places the organism in Eukaryota, Metazoa, Arthropoda, Insecta, Diptera, Culicidae. The record is from RefSeq and is a predicted model, not a curated record. The transcript is spliced from 5 exons. The coding region runs from base 412 to 1245 and encodes 277 amino acids.